Messenger RNA from Panicum virgatum (switchgrass), 1881 nucleotides. Its product is annotated as RNA polymerase II subunit 5-mediating protein homolog. Gene Ontology annotation, biological process: negative regulation of phosphatase activity; negative regulation of transcription by RNA polymerase II. The coding region runs from base 402 to 1643 and encodes 413 amino acids. The record is from RefSeq and is a predicted model, not a curated record. The transcript has 11 exons. NCBI's taxonomy places the organism in Eukaryota, Viridiplantae, Streptophyta, Magnoliopsida, Poales, Poaceae. Gene Ontology annotation, molecular function: chromatin binding; phosphatase inhibitor activity; transcription corepressor activity.
GGAGUCCAACAGGUCACCACUACCCCCACCGGCGCCGCACUUGCAGCCGCCGCCCGCCGCCUCCCCCGUUCCUCCUCCUCGAGGUUUGCUCUCCGCCCCCGCCGCGUCGGCGCAUCCACUCCCAACCUCCAUCGACGACGCUGAGGCGUCCUCCUCGCGGGCCGCUCGAUUCAUCGCCUUCCUUCCUUAUCGCUGGCCUCGGCCUUCCUCUCUGCCGAGAAGGUGGGAGAAGCGACCCGCGCAGGCGCUCGGUCCAGAAGCCGGGGCCACGACGCAGAGGCGAGCGCGACGGCCGGCGAGACGGUGCCGAGGGUCGCGAGGCCGCCGCCGCACUGAGUUUGCUAAACCCGGCUACAGCGUGGGGGUUUUUGGUCGGGAGGUGGAGAAGCGGAGGUGAGGUUAUGGCUGCGCCGAAGAAGGGGACGGCGACGCCGCUGGGCGCCGUAUUCUCGCCGGAGGAGACCAAGAGGGCCGUGGCGAGGGUGUCCGAGUCCAUCGCGGACCGCCGCGCCGAGCUCGGGCGCCUCCAGGGCUUCGUCGCCGACAACGCCGCCCUCGUCUCCCUUGUCAACAGGCUUCCCGAUGAACUCUCACACGAAAUCAUGGUUCCCUUUGGUGGUGCCGCAUUUUUCCCUGGGCGUUUGAUCCACACAAAUGAACUCUUGGUACUUCUAGGAGAGGGGUACUAUGCUGAGAGGUCUGCUAAGCAGACAACUGAUAUUUUGCAUAGGAGGGGGGUGGAGUUGGAAGCUCAAGUGGAAGCAAUGAAGGCAACUAUCUCUGACCUUGAAACUGAGGCAAAAUUCUUUGAGUCAACUGCAGCCGAGGCUUCUGAGGGUCUAGUUGAAAUCAGGGAAGAGUAUGAUGAAGACACAGCGAGUAAUUCAUCAAAAGAUGCUUCAGUUGCUAUAGGGGGCAUGUCAGAUAAAGAUAAGGAACAUGCUCGGAUAAUGGCAAGGUUAGAUGAACUAGAAAUGGAAGAAAGGGAAGCUGGAAGUGCUUCUGAAGAAGAAGAUGACGGGGUUGCUGGAACAAGUGAGGAUGGUGAGGAAAAUGAGGAAUCUGGAAAUGCUUUAAGUGAUGGCAAUGAGCACCAGAGUUCCAGUUUUGGCACUUCAUUUUCUAGAAAUGGUGGCGAUGAUGACGACGAUGAAGACGACGGGGGUGCUGGUACAAGUGAGGAUGAUGAGGAAUCUGGAAAUGAUUUAAAUGAUGGCAAUGAUAGGAGUCAGGGGAAUAUCCUGCUGAAGAGUGCACUAAAGAAGCCUGGAGGCAUCUCUCAUACACCAUCAGCCCACACAUCUAAUCCAGUAACAAAUUCUGAAGUCCGGGUUCGUAAAGCUGUUUCUUUUGAAGACGACAAACAUGUAGUUGGUUCGUCAAAGUCUCCUUCCUUGCCACUGGAUCCACCUUACCCUGCUCCAGGGCUCAAGGGUUCUUCAGACCCACCUCCAUCUCGUGAGAGAAAGAUAAUAUCAAGUGGGCGACAGGCCUUCACAGGAUCCAUUAUUGAACGUGAUGACAAUCUUUUACCCAUUCAACCUCCAGGCGGCAGUUCUUUUGCGAAACCUGGUACCUCUGCUUCUUCAAGGCCCAUGUCUAGAUUUAAGAUGCAGAUGCAGAUGCAGAAAGGAGAGCGGUGAUUCUCCACACCAGGAUGGAUCUUUGUGGCCGGUACCUGCAUCUGGGACAAUCACGAUAAGCCGUAUUGUCAAUACUGUACGCUCUACGCACGAAAUUUAUCUGAUCAAUAUUCAUCAACACUGUAUCCACUUGCUGAGCACCUGGGAAGGAAACAUGUUUUUGUGGUUCUUAUUGUGGAGUGCACGUUCAGUGAAACUGUUUGUGGAUACAUGGCAUGUUCAGUUAAGUUGUCGGUGA